Dama dama (fallow deer) is the source of this 1309-nucleotide messenger RNA. It is a transcript of the gene PDZD9, whose product is annotated as PDZ domain containing 9. Bases 84 to 875 code for a protein of 263 amino acids. Lineage: Eukaryota; Metazoa; Chordata; Mammalia; Artiodactyla; Cervidae. The record is from RefSeq and is a predicted model, not a curated record. Gene Ontology annotation, molecular function: protein binding. The transcript has 4 exons.
CCUGGUUCGAAACAGUUGGGAGAUGGACUGACUCCAGCUUCCGCUCAGGGAGGCCCUCCUGAGCGGCCUGGCCUCCCAGGGCCAUGAAGAAGUCCGUCCCGAAAAACGUUAAAGGAAAACAAGUCAACCUCAAGGUCAAGCCAUCUGUACACGACUUGAGCAAAACUCUUCAGACCAAACUCACUGUGGGUAGUCUGGGAUUAGGCCUGAUCAUCAUCCAGCAUGGGCCCUACCUUCAGAUCACCCACCUCAUUACAAAGGGAGCUGCAGCCAGGGAUGGAACACUCCAGCCAGGUGAUGUUUUGAUUAGUGUUGGCUAUGCAAAUGUGUUAGGUUAUACUCUUCGAGAAUUUUUAAAGCUUCUGCAACAUAUCACCAUAGGAACAAUACUACAAAUAAAAGUUUACCGAGAUUUUAUAGACAUACCCCAAGAAUGGCAAGAAAUAUAUGAUUUAAUCCCAGAGACCAAAUUCCCAAUCACACGCACAACAAAGAAAACUGAGGAGGCAAAAGAUGGAUCUGUCACAAGCAGUGAUGAUGAUGAAGCUUUUGAUACAAGACUUAAGUACUAUAAAUAUCCACGGUCCACUGGACAUUACCCUGUAAGGCGACCAAUGUCUAUCUCCAGAGAAUGGCAUGGAUAUAAAAAGAAGAACCAUGUAAUGCGUGUAGGAAAAGACAUUAACUGUGAUGUGAUGAUUCACAGAGAUCACAAGAAAGAAGUCAGGGCCCCUUCUCCCUACUGGACCAUGGUGAAGCAAGACAAUGAAAUCUCCUCCUCUUCAUCAGCCUCCUCCACCUCAGAUGCAUUUUGGCUGGAAGACUGUACCCCUGUUGAAAAGGGCAGUGGUGAACCAGUAUCACGAGUUGGUUAGGCAGCAGUUUUCAAAUCUGUGACCACAGAAGCAUUUAUCUUGAAAACACCCAUUUUUUUGGUGCACUUUUGGGUGUUAGGUUGAUAAAUACUUGAAAGAGACAGACUAGAAACAGAAGAGGGAGAAGAUGAGGGGAAAAAAAAAAAAAAACACACACCAAAAUUGUGCCACAGUGAAGAUAAACAUAAAAAACAAAGCAGUGGAAAUAUAGGCUACAGCUAACAGGUAAUAUAUAUUUCGCACAAAUAACUCUUUUGGAAAAAAGGCAAAAGGGGGUAAAACCCAGAUCAUUUAACUGUUCUUAGCCAAGAAUACACACUUUUAACUGCUUUUAUCUUUAAAAUCCAAUAAUAAUCUGGAGAUAGUUACUCUGAUAGCCACUUAAGCCUUAAUUUUAAGUUUCUCAUGCUUCUGUACUUUAUAAUUAUAUUCCU